This is a messenger RNA of Aspergillus nidulans FGSC A4, 2073 nucleotides long. RefSeq names its product acetoacetate--CoA ligase family protein. The record is from RefSeq and is a predicted model, not a curated record. Gene Ontology annotation, molecular function: acetoacetate-CoA ligase activity. Lineage: Eukaryota; Fungi; Ascomycota; Eurotiomycetes; Eurotiales; Aspergillaceae. The transcript is spliced from 2 exons. Gene Ontology annotation, biological process: lipid metabolic process. The coding region runs from base 1 to 2073 and encodes 690 amino acids.
AUGUCCGCCAAUGGAUCCCCCGCAAGUCCCCAGGAGCUCUGGCGGCACUCCGCUCCCGAAUCCACACGAAUCUACCAUUUCACGAAGACAAUCGCCGAGAAGCAUGGAAUUCCGCUAAGAAGCUAUAACGACCUCUGGAACUGGAGUAUAUCGGAGCCUGCCAAAUUCUGGGAGGAGAUUUGGCUGUAUACAUCUAUAAUUGCCCACAGACCUUACGACCAAGUAAUGGGCUCAGAGACGCUUCUCUUUCCUCGACCUCAGUUCUUUGAAGGUGCAAGUCUGAAUUUUGCUGAAAAUCUGCUGUACCCUGCUUGUUCGCCUGACGAGAAUGCUGUCGCUAUCAUUGCGGCUACAGAGGCAGAUCGUGAAUAUAUCUCUUGGAAAGAGCUCAGAGACCGUGUUCGCCGGUGUGCCAAUGCGCUGAAAGGAGCCGGAUUGCAAAAGGGUGACCGCGUGGCUGGAUUUCUGGGGAAUCAUGCUAACACAGUUGUUGCAAUGCUCGCAACAACGUCCAUUGGGGCUUUUUGGACAGGCGUAUCCCCGGAUACGGGGGUCCAUGCUGUCCUUGAGCGCCUGACGCAGAUUGAACCCAAGAUCCUAUUUGCCGAUAAUGCCUCGCUUUACAAUGGCAAGGUGCAUAGUGCAGCUGCCAAAACCAGCCAAAUUGUCUGCGAACUCCCUAAGCUGGAGGCGCUCGUUAUAUUCCCAACAAUUGGGUCGGUCGAAAUCAAGCUGGAAGAGGUUUCACUUCGACAAGGGAAGGCAUAUACAUACGCUGACUUCCUGCUAACGGCCAGCAACCCGGCAGCACCGCUGGAGUUUGCAAGCUUACCACCUGAGCACCCUGUUUACAUCCUGUACAGUUCAGGCACAACUGGAGCCCCGAAGCCCAUUGUGCACGGGUCUUUGGGGACACUGCUGCAACAUAAGAAAGAGCAUGUACUUCACUGUGAUAUCUAUCCGGGAGAUCGGCUUUUCUACUUUACUACAACCACCUGGAUGAUGUGGCAUUGGUUAGUGUCUGGUCUGGCAAGCGGGGCCACUAUUGUUCUUUAUGAUGGGUCGCCUUUCCGGCCUUUAGAUCCUGAAGGAGGGGCUGGAGAGAUGGCCAUGCCCCGCCUCAUCGAUGAACUCCAGAUAACCCAUUUUGGGACGUCCGCUAAAUAUCUCUCAAUGCUGGAGCAAGCUGCCCUCAAUCCAAGAGAGUAUCCCCACCGCCCUGUGAGUCUACAGACGCUGAAGGCGAUCUUCAGCACAGGCUCUCCUCUGGCGCCAUCCACGUUUGAGUAUGUCUACUCGUCAAUCCAUCCGGAUAUCAUGUUGGGUUCAAUCACUGGUGGUACCGAUAUUCUUUCCCUGUUUUGCUCCGGCUGUCCGAUCCUCCCUGUGUAUAAGGGCGAAAUCCAGUGCCGAAGCUUAGCAAUGGCGGUCUCUGUGUAUGAUUACGCUGGUAACGACAUCAGCUCGUCUGGCGAGCCGGGAGACCUGGUCUGUACCCGGCCAUUCCCAGCGCAGCCAGUUAUGUUCUGGCCACCUGGACCCAUUGGAGUUGAGAAAUACCGCAAAAGUUAUUUUGACGUCUUUGGUCCUUCAAUCUGGCACCAUGGAGACUUUGUACGCUUAAACCCCGAAACUGGCGGAGUUGUCAUGCUAGGACGAAGCGACGGUGUGCUGAAACCAGCCGGCGUACGAUUCGGCAGCGCUGAGAUCUAUAACAUCCUGUUGAAACACUUUGCGGAUGAGAUCGAGGAUUCUCUUUGUGUUGGACGUAGAAGGGAAGGGAUCGAUACUGAUGAGACGGUAGUUCUGUUUGUGAAGCUGGCAUCCCCGAGCGACUCGUUGCCCCCGGAUCUUGCAUCGCGCAUCCAGGCUACAAUCCGCAGAGAACUCAGUCCUCGCCAUGUUCCAGGAAUCGUGGACGUUUGUCCUGAGAUUCCGGUGACGUCAAAUGGCAAGAAAGUCGAGAACGCCGUCAAGCAGAUUCUCUGUGGGCUUAAUAUCAAAAUCGGCGCCAGCGUUGCGAAUGCCUCGUGCCUUGAUUGGUAUCGCACAUGGGCUGCUCAACACCCAUAA